Molecule: messenger RNA, 1793 nt
Organism: Olea europaea var. sylvestris
Lineage: Eukaryota; Viridiplantae; Streptophyta; Magnoliopsida; Lamiales; Oleaceae
Product: mannose-1-phosphate guanyltransferase alpha-like
Exons: 13
Coding region: 354-1598 (414 amino acids)
Biological process (GO): biosynthetic process
Cellular component (GO): cytoplasm
Source: RefSeq, a predicted model, not a curated record
GAGAACUUUAAAUUGUUAUAGGUGAAUCCUACUUUUAAAUGAAAGUGUUCUAAAAUAUUUUGAAUUUUACAAAAGUUUAUACAAGUUUUAAAAUAAAAAUUUAUAUAAAUUCAAGAAAACUUUUAUUAAUUUCAUAUAUGUUUAUGAAAAUCCACGAAAUCCAACAAAAUCAUCGCUUAAAAAACAUUUAUAAAAUUUUUCAAAAGUAAAGUGCUCGCAAGCAGUGGCCUUUCCAGUUCGACCGUUCAAGGGUUGUAUCUUGAAGUCUUUGCGCAACCUCUAAUACAGAAUUUUCAAAUCUUAAUUGAGGGUUUAUUGAUAAUUAGGGUUUUAGCUUUGAGUUAAAAACUGUAAUGGAAAGCUUGGAGGAGAAGGUGGUUGCUGUGAUUAUCGUGGGUGGUCCGGCAGAAGGUACUAGAUUCAGGCCGCUUUCCUUUAAUACACCGAAACCUCUACUUCCUCUGGCUGGUCGGCCCAUGGUUCAUCACCCCAUUUCCGCUUGCAAAAAGGUGUGCUUUACUCUCUCUCUGUUUUUUUUUUUAAUUAUUUUUUCCGGGUUUGAUUGGUUAGAAAAUUUGAAAAUUUACAUUGUUUGGUAUCACUAUGAAAGAUGGUGCUUUUACAUUAAUUUUACAAAACAGAGGAUUCAGAUAACAGCAGGGAUAGUUAAUCGGAGUUUAAAAUGUUCACAUAUUUUUCUGCUGAAUUGUGAUGUCUGCUGCAAUUUUCCACUGCCAAACAUGCUGGAUGCCCAUAAAAGGUAUGGUGGGAUGGGCACACUGCUAGUUAUUAAGGUUUCUGCUGAAUCAGCCAACCAGUUUGGAGAGUUGGUUGCAGAUCCAAUUUCCAAGGAACUGUUGCACUACACCGAAAAACCUGAGACCUUUGUUAGUGAUCUGAUAAACUGUGGUGUUUACGUCUUCACUCCUAAAAUUUUUGACGCCAUCGAGGAUGUAUAUAUGCGCCAGGAAGACAGAGCUAAUGUGCAUCAUGUAACCAGUUUUGAAGCACUUCAGAUCACGGCAAGGUCUCCUCCUACAGAUUUUGUCAGAUUGGACCAAGAUAUCCUGUCACCUCUUGCUGGAAAGAAGCAAUUAUAUACAUACGAGACCAUGGACUUCUGGGAACAGAUCAAGACUCCAGGAAUCUCUAUUAAAUGUUCUGCUUUGUACCUUGCUCAAUUCCGAAUUGCCUCUCCAGAUCUCCUGGCCAAAGGAGAUGGCACAAAGAAUGCCACGGUUGUUGGCGAUGUCUGUAUUCAUCCAUCAGCAAAAGUACACCCAACCGCGAAGAUUGGACCCAACGUUUCGAUAUCAGCAAAUGUCCGUGUUGCACCUGGUGUACGACUUAUAAAUUGCAUCAUCUUAGAUGAUGUAGAAAUUGAUGAAAAUGCUGUUGUAAUGCAUUCUAUUGUGGGGUGGAAGUCAUCUAUCGGGAAAUGGUCUCGCGUUCAGGCUGAUGGGGACUACAACAAGAAGCUUGGAAUAACCAUAUUAGGGGAGGCUGUGACUGUUGAAGACGAGGUGGUUGUGAUUAACAGCAUUGUUCUUCCAAAUAAGUCACUCAACGAAAGCGUACAGGAUGAGAUCAUUCUAUGAUAUUUGUAGCAUCUAUCCUGGAGGCCUCAAUGUCAUCUAGAUAUUUGAGUUAAAAGUCAAUUCAUAUACCAUUUAUUUUCUCUAAGAUUCACAUUUCGAUACGGUUAAUUGACCUGUUAAGAAGAGGCUGCACCGUUUUAGUCAGUAAGAGCUUGUUUGCCUAAGCUUAAAAAAGUUUACUUGGCUGAGCUUAAA